AUGGCUGCAAGAAAUACUAUUGAUGGCAAACGUUUUGUCCUUCGUUCACCUAAUAAAGAGUCUGAAAGUUAUUUUAUUCCAGCAAAUGAAUCUGGAUCUAAUAUUUCAUCGAAAACUUCACAACCAUCAACAUUACCACUACCACCACCGACAACAGUUCAGUCGGCUGAUGUAACAACACCACGUACAGAAGUUGUACCUCCAGCACUACGUAUCGUUGUUAUACGAAAUACAAAACAUUAUCAAAACGAUCAAGGAUCAGUUGAUUUAGGUGAACUUGGAAGAUCUAAUUCUGUCGAAAUUCCUCCAGCAAUUAGUGAUGGUAAUAAAUCCGUGUAUCUCAUUCGACGACCUAUAGCACCUGAUUCAUUAAGACCAGUUGAAUUCUAUCAAACAAUUCAAGAGCCAUUACCUACUACUCCUUUAGAACAAAUACGUACACCUACUAAUACUUUAGACCAUACACAUAUACCCACUAAUACUUUAGAACAAACACGUGCACUUACUCCUACUAAAGAUAUUAUCACUGCGUCUGAUCAACCUCGAUCACCAAGUCCACGUUCUUCACCAUCUCUAGAUUCAAAAACUUCGAAACGCUUAACAUCACCUACACAAAUUGAAAACACUCAACGUUAUGUACCAUAUCUUAAACGUUCAAGAUCAAAAGUUCGAACACCAAGCCCAAUUCGUUUAAACUCUACACGUCAAGUACCAUCUGCAAAUCAUCUACGUCAACUACCAUCUGCAAAUCGUCUACGUCAAGUACCAUCUGCAAAUCGUAUACAUCAAGCACCAUCUGCAAAUCGUACACGUUCAGCAUCAUCUACAAAUCUUACGCGUCCACCAACUGUAAAAGAAGAAGAACUUCAAGAUACUGAUCAUCAACAAAGUUUUGUCACAUUAUAUUCAUUAACGAAUACGAAUGAAUUAGAUAAUCUAUCAUGUCCUGUUACAAUUGAACCUGAACAACAAGCAAUACAAAAUUCUCGAACAGUAACUUCAAAAAUUUUUCGACGAAAAAAAACAGCUAGUGCAAGAACUAAAUCAGCUAAAUCUAUUGUACUUAUUAAUCCUGAUGAACAAUCCAUUGCUGUUAUUGAAAAUUCAUAUGUAAAAGAAGAAUCUACAAGAUCGGCAGUAAAACGUUCGAAAUCUAUAAAAAAAACACGAUUUCAUGGUAGAAGGGAUGAUCAAUCAACUGAAAAUUUAUUAAAAACAUCUCAAUCGCAUGGAUGUCUUAGUUGUUUAUCAAGACAUAUAUGUUUAAUUAUAAUUAUUUGUUUUAUUAUUAUUCUAAUUGGUUUAGCUGGUGCUGGUGUUAGUACUUAUUUUCUUAUUACGGAUUCAUCAAAUAAUACUAUUCCAAAAAUUGUUGGUAUUGUAGUUGGUGGAAUUUUAGUUAUUGUUGCUUUACUUUUUUUAUAUAUCGUACUUGGAUGUAUUGGUGCACGUGAUGGAUAUUUUACAUAUAAUAAUAAUGAUGAUAAUAAUCAACAUAUUGGGGGUCGAGCAUUUGCACUUAUACCUCCAUCACAUCCAAAUGCUCAUUUAUAUAUUCCACGUGAUUAUAUGAAAUUAGUUGAAAAUAAUCAUUCAUUAUCAAAAAUACAAAUGAUGACAAGAUCUACUUCAAAUAUUGUUCAUAGUCGAUCAUCAUUAAUGACACCAGUACUAAAUAAAUCAUAUACUCAACAACAAAUAAUUCAUAGAUCAAAUUCAUCAGGAGAUGGAUUAGAAAAUAAACCAAAUAAAGAUAAUAUUACUAUUGAAAUGCCUGAACGUCUUGUAACAGGAAGACAAAUGUCACCAAGAUCACGUGAACGUAGUUUAAAUAAAGUUGUUAAAAAUAUUGGCCAUGUUGUUGAAGAUGCAAAAAAACGAUAUCAUGGAGAUAUACCAACAAAAGUUAUUGUUCAAAUUAAUAAAAAUACCAUAGAAACAGCAUAG
This is a messenger RNA of Rotaria sp. Silwood1, 1947 nucleotides long. Lineage: Eukaryota; Metazoa; Rotifera; Eurotatoria; Philodinida; Philodinidae. The record is from the annotation of a GenBank genome assembly.